Molecule: messenger RNA, 1488 nt
Organism: Mucor mucedo
Lineage: Eukaryota; Fungi; Mucoromycota; Mucoromycetes; Mucorales; Mucoraceae
Exons: 8
Coding region: 1-1488 (495 amino acids)
Molecular function (GO): protein binding
Source: RefSeq, a predicted model, not a curated record
AUGACUAGUGUAUGGUUUGAUGGUCCUGUGCAGGAUGCCAUUUCUCUUGUAGCCCAAAGAAAUUGCGUAUUUCUUGUGUAUAUACAUGAUGAUUCCGAAAAAACAAGUACUUUGAACGCUACUCUUAGUGAAUCUCACGUCAUCCAAACUAUCCAAGAACACGCUAUUGCUCUCUCUUUCGAGAAAUCUUCAGAAAAUGCUACUUUAUUUGGCCAAUUUUACCCUAUACAAACCGUACCUAUUCUCUAUUUUAUCAAACAGGGUACCAUCAGAGACUUUGGUAUCGAUACCAUUACCAGUGAUGAAAUCGUUGAAAAAAUUAUUCAGGUGAGUGAGAUGGGUCAACCUCCUAUCGUCGCCGCUGUACCUGACCAACUCGACACGUCCAGCCCUGUUACUAGCAGAACGCCUAUUCUUCCAACCAAUGAGCCAGUGGCGUCUGCUCCGGCCAGUGUCGCACCUUCGUCCGCAGAGAUCACAUCUACAUCAGCACCAGUAACAGCAACACCAACAACAGAAACAGACGAAGUCAAGGCUAAAAAAGCAGAGUUACAAAAGCAAUUAGAAUCUGUGCGUAAAGAGCGUGCGGAGCGUGAAAAAAACGAAGCCAAAGCGCGUGAGAUUAAACGACGUGAGGAAGCAAAACUGAUGCAAGAAGCAAGACAGAGUCGAGUGGAUCAGGAAAACAAAAUUUAUUUUGAAAAGAUUAAGAAGGAGAAAUUACAAGAUGAGGCGCAUCGAAAGAAAGUACGUGAACAAAUAGCAACGGAUCGUGCAGAAAAGAUGGCUUCACAGAGAAGAGAAAGAGAACGCUCUUCUUUACCCCAUCUUCAACAGCAAGAAGUACAUUCCAACAGUGGCAACAGUAGCAAUAGUGAAUUUAGUAAUUUAAAUAUUCGUCAGUUGAAUGGUACUAACCUCCGCAAUAAGUUUGAAGCCACAACUACCUUAUCUCAUGUAAAGGAUUGGAUUAGUCAGAAUCGUACCGAUGACCGUAAACCAUUCAAACUUUCAUCCCAAUUCCCUACACGUGCAUUCACCGACGAAGACAACGAUACAACUUUAAGAGAUCUCGAUCUUUGUCCUAGUGCAACCAUCAUUAUGAAACCUCUCAAAAAAUCCUCCUCAUUAGCUCUUCAUAACAGAGUCGGUAUCAUGAAACAUGCCGUGAACGCAUUCGAUAUCGUGUACGGGUUCUUGAUCGCUUUGAUUAAUAUGUUGACUGGUAUUUUCACCUCUUUAUUCACAAACACACCUCGUGUUGCUCAACAACAACAGAAUCAACAACAACAGCCUUUUGUUCGUAGUUUAAGAGGAGGUCAAAGGUUAGGCGGAGAACCUGUAAAUGAUAAAGGGGAAUCUUCAUCUACAGAUCCAACGGUUAAAAAGCGUAAUCCCUAUGCUACACGUGUAAAUACGCUUCAUGAGGACGAUGAUGAUGAGGAUAAAAGAUCCACAUAUAAUGGAAACUCUGUUAAUCACGAAUAA